AUGAGGCUCGCGACGUUGGUCGCCGCAGCAGCCGGCCUGUUGCCGACGACCACUGCUUCCAACGCUGCCGACACGGCCGACACCCCACCACGCCGGAUCGCCGUGAUCGGUGCCGGUGCUGCAGGCGCCUCCACUGCCUACCAUCUCCGCCAGUUUGCCGACCAAGACGGCGUCGCCGUCAACAUUACUCUGUUUGAAAAGACGGACCGCAUCGGAGGCCGCGCCCUCGUCGCGCACGCCUUUGACGACCCCAACCAGCCCGUCGAGCUCGGUGCCUCCAUCUUUGUCGAGGUCGAUGCCAUUCUCCAGGGGGCGGCCGCCGACUUUUCGCUGCCGCGCAUCCCGGCCGGCGGCGGCAACGACGACGACGGCAGCGACAGCGGCAUGCUCGGCAUCUGGGACGGCGACCGGCUUGUCUAUACGCAAGACGACCGCGCCUACGGCUGGUGGAACCUCGUGCGGCUGGUCUGGACCUACGGCACCGCGCCCUACCGCGCCGACAAGCUCAUGCAGGCCACCGUCCGCCAGUUCUUGGCGCUGUACGAGCCGCCCUACUUCCCCUUCCGCUCGCUCACGACGCGCGCGUACGAGCUGGAGCUAGCCUACGUGACGAGCCAGACGGGCGACCAGUUUUUGCGCGCCAACGGCGUGUCGGACCUAUAUGCCCACGACAUCGUGCAGGCCAGCACGCGCGCCAGCUAUGCCAGCAACCUGGCCCGGCUGCACGGCCUCGAGACCAUGAUGGCCCUGGCGCCGGCGGGCGGCGCCUCGCAGAUCCGCGGCGGCAACUGGCAGCUCUUUGACCACAUGGUGCGGGCUGGCGGGGCGGCCGUCCGCCGCAAUACGUCGGUCACGGCCAUUGAUCUGGUGCCGGGCAGCGCGCCGCCCCACUCCAAGUACGUCGUGAAGACGACAACGACGACGCAGGCAGUCGAUGGGGCCGGUCGUAGUGCGUCCUCGGAUGACGGGGCCGAGUACGACGACAUUGUCCUUGCCACCCCCUACCAGUUUAGCAGCAUCGCGGCCGGCGACGGCGUCCUCCAGACGGGCAUUGACGCGAUCCCCUACGUCGCGCUGCACGUCACCCUCUUUGCCUCGCCGCUGCGUCUGAGCCCGGCCUUUUUUGGCCUCGAACCGGCCGCCGCCGUGCCCACGACCGUGCUCACCACCCUCGCCGCCGACGACGGCGAUGACGGCGACGACGACGGCGCCGGCAAGCCGGGAUUCUUCUCGAUCCGCACCCUGCGCCGCGCCGUCAACCCGGCCACCCUGCGCGAGGAGUACCUGUACAAGAUUGUUUCGCCCGAGAAGGUGACUGCCGCUUUCCUGUCCGAGCUCUUUGACAUUGACAUUCCGGACAGCAUCACGGGCGAGCCAUUGGCAUCAUCGUCGUCGUCGUCCGUCCCCCCCAUCUCGUGGUACUACCCACACGUCUUCCACGCAUACCCCAAGGGCUACCCCCGCGUCACGUUCCAGGACCCCAUCGUCGGCGACGGCGUCUACUACACGUCCGGCAUGGAGAGCUUCAUCUCGACCAUGGAGACGAGCGCGCUGAUGGGCAAGAACGUGGCACGCCUGAUUGUGGACGACAUCCAGGGCCUGUCCACGGGCGAGACCGUGGCCCAAGGUGCGGGGGAGCAGGCAAAGAAAACGACAAAGGGCGGCAAGACGAUGGCUGGCCUGCAGCCCGACAAGGGUCAACAAGUGGUGGGCGAGCUGUAG
Molecule: messenger RNA, 1722 nt
Organism: Sporothrix schenckii 1099-18
Lineage: Eukaryota; Fungi; Ascomycota; Sordariomycetes; Ophiostomatales; Ophiostomataceae
Product: prenylcysteine oxidase
Exons: 1
Coding region: 1-1722 (573 amino acids)
Biological process (GO): prenylated protein catabolic process; prenylcysteine catabolic process
Molecular function (GO): prenylcysteine oxidase activity
Source: RefSeq, a predicted model, not a curated record